Messenger RNA from Tetrahymena thermophila SB210, 4959 nucleotides. RefSeq names its product transmembrane protein, putative. The transcript is spliced from 8 exons. Lineage: Eukaryota; Ciliophora; Oligohymenophorea; Hymenostomatida; Tetrahymenidae. The record is from RefSeq and is a predicted model, not a curated record.
UAAAUUUUGUUUAUAUUAUAGUGCAAUUAGGAUUGAUUGUUAAUAGUUUGAAAUACACUAAAAUAAAUAUUAUUUAUAAUCAUUUAAUUAAUAAAUUAUAAAUAUGAAAUCUUAAAGAAGAGGAGGAGGUGGAGCAAGUGCAGGCUUUAAAAAGGGCACUUUGUACAACUAGUACCUUAAUAAAAGUUGUUAUUUUUAGGAUAAAUAUGGGAAAUUUUUGAAUCCUAAAUCGGAAGAGACUUUCAUCUAAGAAACUAUGUUUUACAUAAAUUUAGAUUUGUUUCAAUAAACGUAAAUUUUAGUGAUUAUCACGAGUUUAGCAAAGAUUAUACCUUGGUUUCACUUGAAAGAGCUUUUAAAUUACUAGGAUUUGGGAUUAAUAUUAUUACUGGUAGUGUCUUAUUUAAUGGGUUAUACGUUUAGGAAUAAGAAAUCGUACCAUUUGCAACGAUUAGCAAUUUUGAUCGUUAUUUUUUUUGAAUUAAUAACUAUUUAGUUUAUGUUGUUGGACAAGAACCUAGUUGAUAUAGAACUUUGGCAAAUAUUUGGAUAAAUAGGAAUAAUUAUUUAAAAUACCAUUAUUAUUACUACUCCUUUACAAUGCUUAGCGCUAACCUUCUUUUAAAAUUCUAUAUUGUAAGCUAUGAUUCUUUGCAGAGAGAAAGAAUAAUUUGAUUGUGCUAGAAAGCAAAUGCCCUACCAAAGCUAUUGUAAUAUAAAUAACUUAUAUGAGACAACGUUAUUUGAAUUCUUUUACUCUUCAAGCAACUUGAUUUGCAGUUAUACUCUUUUAACUAUUACUAUAUGUUAUAUCAUAAAUAGAAUUAUGAGAAGGUAUUGGAUAUUUAUAAACUCUUUUUAGAAGUCAGAUAAAAGCAAUUCCUACCUCUCUUUAAAAAACAUGACUACCUUUUUUAUUAUCGACUAGCACAUGCAAAUUGUUUUCUACAAUGAAAAAGGCUAACAUUUUAUAAGAAGCUGCGAAGAAGUGAAUGAGCGAAUUACAAAUUUAAGUCAACUAUUCAAAAACAAGGAACAACAAAGCACCAGUGCAGCAAAUGCAGCAAGAGACAAAAAAUUCUAAAGCAAGGGAGUUAUUAUUUAAGAAAAGGUGUAAGAAGUCAUUCAGCAAGACAAGGAAAUAGAAUUAGAAGUAUGGCUUGACGAAAGCUUAGGGAAAGGAAUAAAUCUCAAUAAUUAGUCAAACUAAACGGAAGAGUCUGUUUAUGAAUAAAUUGAAACAGUUGGACUACAACAGACAGAAAAUUACCAAAAAGUUUAUUAUAAACUUUUAAUGGGACCAAUAAUGUGGAAAAGCAGCAAGAUGAUACAAAUUAUUUUAGAAAAAUAACCAAAAGUCUCAGAAAUGGUUCAAAUUAAUGAAUAUUAUUAUGAUCUCUUAUUUAAAAACUCUUCAGAUAAUAUUAGUCAGCUUGAACGUGAUUACUUGAAAUGGUACAAUAUGGUUUCUUUGAAUGUCAUAAAAAAUGAUGACUUAAAAGAGUUGUCUAAAUGCAUUUAUGAAUAUCAUUAAUAAUACAUCUAUCUUUAUUUUAUCAGAAAGCUAAAUAACGAAUUCCAUAAAAUUGAGUAGAAAAACUUAAAUGAAUUCAACAUAAAAGCUAACAUAAUUUAAGCUGUCGAGAUCAUCUUAGUAAAAAAACUGCACUUAGUCAAUUAAAUUAAAGUUUAGUUUGAAGGCUCCUUCCCAUCACAUGAAGUCAUAGCAGAUGAUAUUCUAUUUCACCAUAUGAUGGUGAGCAUUUUAGAUUUAAUAAUACAACCUAUUGAAGAAAAGCAUGAGUAGAAGAAUAUCGAUUCGUUAACUUUCAAAAAUAGUCCUAAAUUAGGCUAGGAUGGUUAGGUACCUAGAAAUGCAGCAGAACCAGUGUAUAAGAAAUAAGAUUUCAAAAUAGAUUGCAAACUUAAAUAAAUUAGGAGAAACGAAAUAUUCGAUCUACUUUUUAUUUUUGAAUUCCAUUGUUUACCUGAAACAGAGAGAUUGCUUUAGAAAGUAUUCAAAAAAGUAAGAAAUAUCGAUGCUAACGAUUUUAUCAAUCCCUCUGAUUUGCUUAAUUAAGGUAAAGAUUACGUUAAUCUAUUCCUUAUUUUCUUGCAGCUAAAGAGAUAUGAUGGUGAAUUUGACCUUGAAAAAAAAUAAUAUCAUGAUAUUAUAAUCAGUGACGCACACCAUGAUAGUAAUGAUGAGCACUAAGGUGAUAUAGAAAGUAAUCCCAAAAGUAAAAAUGAUUAAAACAUUUAUCUCUUGAGCAUUUCACUUAGUGUUUAACCUGUUUCAAUGCAAACAUUUCCUGGAAAAUACAGUAGUAGCAAUGAGAGUACUUUAAGUAUGCGCUUAGGAACUACUAUGACGAAAGCAAUGACUUAAAAAAAUAAUUUAAAAAAUACAAUAAGAUGUCCUGCUCCUUUGAAUCUAUCAUUUGCAAGAGAUCCAAAAAUAAAUCUUUAGAAAAAUAUGUUUUUGUGGUAAUAUCAUGAUGAAAAAGAGGCAAAAAAGACAAUUCGUAAAGUUAAGACUAAAGCACUUCACAAUAAAAUGUUUUCAGGAGCUCAACAGCAAUCUAGGAUAAAUAAAAUACCAACAAAUAAGGAAAUCGAUUCUUCAUAGCAACUUUCAUUAAGCUAGUCCAAUAUCCCUUCGUCGUAGCAAGGAGUUAAUUCAUAACCAUCUAUAAAUAAACCUCAGAUCACUAAUUAAUCGAGUGGAAACAACUUAUAACCAAUUAAAAAGGAAAGUGAUGAUACAAUUUGCAUAAAUUCAUAGAUUUCUUGUAAUUCUGGUUCUUCUUCAGGAAUACCAUAAAUUCCUAUUUCAAAUCCAUCUUCUAUCUAUCAUAAAGAUCACAGGGAUAGUAUAAAAAAGUCAAGUGAUUUAUUCAAUUUGUAAAAAAUGGGAGCUUAAUCACCUAAAGCUAUGCCUUUGAAUUCUAACAUUCAUAAACAAGGCAGAAGAAGGACAUCAAUAAUUGGAGCCCAACCCUAAUCAAAAUAAUUCACAGAUGAAAUUAUUGUAGGCAGCACAAAUAAGGUUCGCUCUCUUUCAAGAUAAGUUUCAUAGAGAAUUUAAGAAGAAAAUAAUACAAGUGAAGAAGAAGAAAAGAAAGACUUGUUCUUAUCUGAUAACAAAUAAGCGAGCAGUUAAUAUUAAUAGAAAACUUCCUCAAGUUAUAGGAAAAUACCAGAUAGUACUCCUCCAGUGCUAAACUCUUCCAAAUCCUACAGCUAAAACAACAACUAAAGUUCAAGUAAAAAAGGUCAAAAUGGAUAAAGCCUUAUUUCUCCACUUGAAGUAAAAACUGGAAACAAUAUUAAAAAUCAAGAUAGAUUAAUUAAUCCCAUCAAGGCAUUCCUACUAAAGGAAGAUAAUAUUUAAGUUACCGAAUUUAAAUCUGAGAAUCUAAUUUUAGAAAAGAAAAAAAAUAUUGAAGAAGAGGAGGAAGAAGAACAUGAAUAAAUAGAUGAAAAAUAAUAAAAAAUUUAAAUGGUAUGCAAAUAAAUCUAAGAAACACUUAAGUUAUACAAACCACUUUUCAUCUAAGAUACUUCAUUAGUUAUUAAAUAAAUUAUCAGUCACUCCAAAUUACUCUCAGGAUAAGAUAUUAAUGUUAUUCAGUAGAUGAAGGAUUUAAGAAAUAGCCCCUACUUAUUCCAUUCUUAAAGUUCUGCUGCAACUCCUGGUAAUAACCAUGGUGCAGGAGGAGAUGAGAGCGAUAACAGCCAAUCAAAUACUUAAUAAAGAAGAAAAAUUAACAGAAAUAAUGCUAAAAUGAGAAAAAAUACAAGCAUUCUUGAAAAAUUGUCAGGUGUUAAUCCAUCUUCUACAGGAUACUAAUUGAGAAAAUCAUUUAAAAUGAAAAUGCAAUUAUAAUAAUUUACUGAUUCUCCUUAGCUUGAAUCAUAAGGCUUACAUGGAGAUAGCAAUGCACCAAGUAGAGUUUCAAGAGAGUUCGAUACAGUUUUAACUAAUACUCCUAGUUAAACGCAAAUGACAACUAGUGUAAUGAAUACUAAAAUGAUGGAAAGUAGUAUAAAUCAAACUCUUUAAAAGGAAGCUGUUGAAUAAAACUUUGACUGUAUUUAGAGUGCAGAUGAUGAGUCUCGUCAUGAAAAUUAUCAGAUUGAGGCAGUAGAACGCAAAAGGGCAAGCACAUAUGAUAUCCCAUUUACCUAUACAUAUUAUUAAAAUAACGACGAAAUACAUUCCUACUUACUACCAAAGUAAAUUAACGAAUCAAGAGCUAAAACACAUAGAAGAUAAUGGCUUACUGAUGAUGUAUGGAGGAAAUAGCAUUAUUCUAGAUCAAAGAACAUUUUGGUUUAUACCAAUAAUUCUUAGAUUGUAUCUUAAUUGAAGCAGAUAUCUUAGGUUAGCAAAGGAUUUUAGGAUUGUAAGCAUGUUCGUAUAAUUAUGAGUUUAAUCAAAGAGUAUCAAUAGAUGAUAGAGAGUUGUAAUAUAUUCCUAUUUAUUCUAAUUGAUUUUUAGGAGUAGCUAGAUAAAGCUGAAAAUAUCUUGCAGUAAACAGCUGCUCCUAUUAGAGAAUGUGAAGAAAGAAUGGGAGUUCCAAAGACUUACAUUAUUGGAUAUGUAGAUUUUAAAAACUAAGCAGAGUUCUUAAGUAAAAAUUUUGACAAAAUAGAUUUUUGGGUAAAUCAUCAAGAGAGUGAUUUAAGCAGCACCAUUACAGAAUAUGUAAAUCAAAUAAAAAAGAAAGAAUUUGAUUGAUAACAAACAAAUAACGUUAAAUUUAAAUUUUCUUUAAAUUUUGUAAAUUUACUAAAAAAAUUACAAAAUGUCAAAUUUUAUUUAUUUCCUAAGCUUUUUUUCUAAUAUGUAUUUAUAUAUGUAUAUUUUUAUGCUUAUAUAAUGUUAAUAUUUGUGAUAUAAUUACAAUUCAGUUAUAUCCUUUAAAAUAACUACCAAAAGAAAAAAUUACUUUU